CCUUAGCUUCCUUGGCCAUGCCCACCCUGCCAGUCAGCCAGAGCAUUGUCACCGAGCAGAGGUCUAUGACGACGACCUUCUACUGCGACACCAAGGUUGAUAAUAUCACCAUCCACUGGGUCUCCAACCACUCUCCACUCAUGUUGAAUGAGCACAUGAAGCUGUCUGCAGAUCACGAGACCCUCCCUACCAUCCUUGUUGUCCAUCGAGAGGACUUUGGUUCUUACCAGUGUGGAGUGCGGCAUGGCUUUGGGGGCCUUGCUCGGUUCCUCACCACGGGGACUUUCACCAUUCAGGCUGUGUCCGGGGAGCACAAGGGCGGCUGCAGGUGCCUGGGUCCGACAAUGACCCUGACCAUCCAUGGCCUCCAGAGUGACACGGGACCCUAUGAGUGUGAGGUGAGGCACUGGGGUAGCCGGGCUUGAAGUGCUCCCCUGGGGCUCACCAUCAACUAUGGCUCUGACCGAGUGGACAUCACCCCGGGGUCAGCAUCUGAAGUGGUCAGCACCGUCGAGGCGAUGCUCAACUCCAGCCUGACCCUGCAUUGCCGGGCUGACUCCAAAACCAGAUGCCAGGUAUCAUCCGGUCCCGGGUCAUCCUCUCUAUCCCUGGGAGCCAUGGCUGGCAUUGUCAUUGGGAUCCUGGUUACCAUUGCUUUGGUGAUAGGAUUGGGCUAUUUCCUCUAG
Onychomys torridus (southern grasshopper mouse) is the source of this 686-nucleotide messenger RNA. RefSeq names its product CEA cell adhesion molecule 20 (gene Ceacam20). Lineage: Eukaryota; Metazoa; Chordata; Mammalia; Rodentia; Cricetidae. Gene Ontology annotation, cellular component: cell surface. Gene Ontology annotation, biological process: heterophilic cell-cell adhesion. The record is from RefSeq and is a predicted model, not a curated record.